AUGGUUUCCGCCAAGCUUUUCGCCCUCGCCUCUUUCCUGGCCGCCGCUCUCGCCAGCCCCGUCGCCAGCCCCAAUCCCAACCCACUGCCGAGCCCCGGCGCGAAGGCCGUCGAAGUCCGCGGCGAGCUCGGCAAGCGCGUGCAGGGCGUCCACCUGGUCAACUGCGGCGAUCCAGACGUCUAUUCCAUGGUGGUGUUUUGCCCCAACGACGGCAGCGCAGCGUGCAACUCGUUCCCGGGGCCCGGCAACGAGUGCGUCACACCGCCGAGCGGUGGCGUCCAGUUUUGGGAGUCGAGCGGCAGCUGCAGAUUCGACACGGGCGUGACCUUUUCUUGGAACAUCGAGAGCUCGGCUCAGUCGAAGCCCAACUUCUCCGUCGUCGGCAGCGGCUCCAACGGCUUCACCAGCUUCACCAUCCGCAAGGACAACCUACACACCAUGUUCUUUGAUGGUAACGGCAACGCCUGCCGCAGCGUCUACUACGCUCUUCCCUAA
Messenger RNA from Lasiosphaeria miniovina, 495 nucleotides. RefSeq lists its product as uncharacterized. The coding region runs from base 1 to 495 and encodes 164 amino acids. The transcript is spliced from 2 exons. The record is from RefSeq and is a predicted model, not a curated record. Lineage: Eukaryota; Fungi; Ascomycota; Sordariomycetes; Sordariales; Lasiosphaeriaceae.